AUGCAACUGUUGAGGAGCAGAGAUCAUCAUGACAAGGUAUCACACUACUGUGCGGAAGAGGGAAUUCAAUGGCAUUUCAGCCCCCCAAGUGGGCUGCACUUCGGUGGGUUAUGGGAGGCUGCGGUUCGUACAGCCAAGCAUCACAUUCUGAGGGUCCUUGGUGAGAAUCCAGCCACACUGGAGGAUAGGAGCACGUUGCUCGUUCAAGUUGAGGAAUGUCAAAACUCCCGACCAAUCACGUAUAUCUCUGAAGAUCCAGGUGAUUUACAGCCGCUAACACUGGGAUACUUUUUGGUUGGCUCCUCACUUCGAGCACUUCCGUAUUACAAUUACCAGGAUAUCCCUACAAACCGUCUGAAACAGUGGCAACUAGUACAGAAAAAUCUGGACAAGAUGGAGAACGGGAUAUUUAGCCCAACUGCAGGCGAGAGUUAA
This is a messenger RNA of Sabethes cyaneus, 435 nucleotides long. RefSeq lists its product as uncharacterized. Bases 1 to 435 code for a protein of 144 amino acids. Lineage: Eukaryota; Metazoa; Arthropoda; Insecta; Diptera; Culicidae. Gene Ontology annotation, molecular function: nucleic acid binding. The transcript has a single exon. The record is from RefSeq and is a predicted model, not a curated record.